Messenger RNA from Desarmillaria tabescens, 366 nucleotides. RefSeq names its product PIN domain-like protein. The transcript is spliced from 2 exons. The coding region runs from base 1 to 366 and encodes 121 amino acids. Gene Ontology annotation, molecular function: 5'-flap endonuclease activity. The record is from RefSeq and is a predicted model, not a curated record. Lineage: Eukaryota; Fungi; Basidiomycota; Agaricomycetes; Agaricales; Physalacriaceae.
AUGGGCGUCGCCGGCCUCUGGCCGCUGCUGGACUCGUCGUCAAAGACAGUCUCACUUACCACCCUCUCGCUAGCAGAAUUUUCCAACCCUCACCGUGGUUACCGCCUGGGCAUCGACACGUCCAUCUGGUUUUUUCACGCUGGCUAUGGGAAAGGAGGGGAAAAUCCUCAGUUACGGACUCUAUUCUUCCGACCAGAUUGGAAGAGGGGGAAGAAGAUUAACAAGACGGCGAACAAGCUAACGACAGGUAUGAAAGCUAUUAUUGAGGCGUUUGGCUUCGAGUGGCGAACGGCGCCUGGAGAAGCAAAGGCAGAACUAGCAUAUCUCAAUGCUACUAGCGUCAUUGACGGCGUUCUCAGUGACUGA